GACCCCUCGGGGGAGAAGAGAAAGUUAACAGCAUGGAAGUGAACAGGACCUCGCUUGUCCGACGCUUUAUCCUGCUAUCCGUCGCAAUCAUGAAGUCAUCUUGAUGGCAGAUUAGUCUUUCCUCUCUUAUCCUCGUCAGAAAUACCCUCGACACGUUUGUUCUUGCUCAGCACGUUCUGCGCCUUUGCGUGAACGCCCACCAUCUCUUCAUCAUAACCCAACGACAGCUUUUUUGUUCCCAACAACCCUACAGCUGUCAUCCUAGGACACAGCACAUUGCAGAUCAUAGAUUUUCUCCGCAUCCCACGUUCGAGCGUUCUUCCUCCCCGCACGUUCACUUGGUCCCACAUUUACCUCUAACAAGGUGCUGGUACUCGGUGAAAUAGCGGGCCGUCACGCUCACCUAGACAACUUCUUGGUAACAUUCCUUGUCUUCUACCAUCAGGAAGGAAGCUUAUCCGUACGACUUCUCUGUGACAUCCUCACUCCGGACUUCUGCAGUGAAUUAGACCUCCUGCUUGCAAACGCCUGUCCAUCGCGUAACGUGGUCUGCACCUAGUCCCAGUCAACACUAGGCCAGGCCCGCCCAAUACACUCCUGCUUCGAACAGUUACUUACGCGAACUUGGGGUCCUUCCCAUUGUUUUCCCGUGAGUCUGAAUCUUCUGCAUCAUUUCGCUUUCCCCGCCCCUUCCUACUUAUACCCCCUUGCCCUAUUCGCCGUUCUGAACCUUCCCCUCUAACAUGGAUAUGUUUUAUAAAUCCAGAUUAAACAUGGAGUCCGUCGCUGCACCCCCGCCGCCGCCGCCUCCACCUCACCAGGAAAAGGUUAUCGCCAGACCGUACAAAUGUCCUUAUCCUCUGUGUGGCCGUGCGUUCAGUCGGUUAGAACACCAGACUCGUCACAUUCGCACCCACACCGGAGAGAAACCUUUCUUGUGCUCACAUCCGGGCUGUGAGAAGCGAUUCUCCCGUUCGGACGAGCUCACAAGGCACGCUCGCAUUCACAACAACAGUCAUGACCAUCAUGGGUCAGCAUCAAAGUCCAAGACUAAGGGAAAGACCGACCAUCAUCACGACGAUGAUAUGGAAGGCCACUCACAUGGCGAUCAUUCCAGACGACGCAGUGAGGAUACCUUAGAUGGUCUCCGAGGAGUAAGAGCAAAGAAGAAGGCCAGAAGUCGGGCAAACAGUGACGACGAGGACGAGUCGUAUGCUAGGACGACGGUAUAUUCUUCCGAAUCAUCUCCCCUGGGCCACGGUCAUAGAGCACCCCACAUCGUAGACCCUCGCGUUUCCCAUGUCCCCAACCCGUCCGCAUUCUCCGCACUCUCCAGCGCGGCAGUCGAAGAACUCCUUGCACUAGAACGAGAGGAAGCAGUCCGCAGAGCCGAGUAUGAGAUUCGACAUGAAGAAGCAAUGCGACGAGCCGAGUAUGAAGCCCGGUGUGCUGAGAUCUUGUCGUCGCAUGGAAGACUUAGUAAGAGCGCUGUUACAUCGCCUCAAUUAUUCAACGGACACACGGUGGAGGAUUCCAGUUACUUUGGACUCUCGAGGGAACGCGAAUUCGAGCGUCAUUCUAGUAGUCGGGUGUAUGAGGACAUUCCUGGGCUCCAUCACGGGAGACAUUUCAGCACGUCUUCGAUACGGAGGGAUAACCUUCCCAUUCAUCCUCAUUCUUCUGGACAUGUCGUCGAUAUUCCUGGAAAUCCUGGAAGACAUCAUGCUCAUGCCCACGGUGCCUGGUCUCAUCCAUACCACCAUCCCCCACCUUCUCAUAGACACCACACUUACGAAGAACCAUCGCCUCCUUCUCCUGUCAGUUCCGAUGGGGAAUCUAUCAUUCACUGCAAGUCCCCACGACGCAUGUCAGCUACACAUGUCCCCUAUAGCGACCAUCCCCAAUCUAUACAUGGCACGAAGGCGGACUUUACAUUCACACCCUCAACAAGCCCUUUUCUCGGCGGCUUGCGCACACUAAACAUCCACUCUAGCGGUCCUUCCCGCGCCCCAUCCCCAUUCCGACUUUCACCUCCGUCUCUUGAUAGCCCAAUAGACGAAUACACCAGGUCCAGGGUAUCUAGUAGCGUUGUUGGUAGCCCCCCUCGAGGCCUCGGUGGACAUGACCAGAUCCUCGGGUCGAGAAAACGAGGAAGUACGGGUGAUUUAGUGUCGUACGGGAAGCAAUAUGGACAUACGUAUUCCUCCAACGAACGGGCAUCGCAUUCACCGAGUGGCGUUGGGUAUAGUAUUCCGCCGUACGUCCAUGAACCGGGUCUGACCGCACUUCCCACCCCGCAACUUUCUAGCGGGCCGAGUAGUAGUGGGAGCAGUCCUGGAAGUCAUCAUCAUACACUUUCGACAUACACGGGUGGGAGUGGGAGUGGGAGUGCGGGGAGUCUGAGUGCUUCCAGUUCUAGGCCGGCUUCACCGCCUCUUUGGGGCCAAAAAUCGUCGAACAAUGCGCAUCAUGGACAGGGACAACGAGAACAUCCGCAUCAUCAUCACCUUGCGCAUUCUGUUCGAGUUGCGUUUGGUAUGACUCCGAUACACCCUCGACCUUCACGGAACCCGCCUGGGCAGUCUGAACGACCGUUAUCAGACGCGCCUACGAACGUCCAUUUUAACAUGAACGCAGAUCACCCCCAUUCUCAUUCACAUUCCCACUCUCAUUCUUAUUCUGGUAUGCCUCAUGGAGGGUGUCAUCAGUCGUCUCAACCUGAGCCUCAUGCAGACCACACACCGUCAUCGACAUCAUCUUCAGUCCCUGUUUCUCGGGCUUCGUCACCGCCGAUAAAGCUCCCUCCGCUUAAGUUGCCGUCUUCUCCUUCAUCGCCUAGUCAUCGACCACACGCGUUGUUGAGCGUUAGGGAUCUGCUUAAUCCAGAUUCGUCGAGUGCGGGUGGGGUGGAUACUAUGAGCAUUGAGGGAAUGCCCGAGAGUGGACCGUCGUCGAAGCUUACUGGGGAAGGUGAAGAGAGAGUUGCUUUACCUGGUUUUAGCGAAGUUGACGCGGCUACUGGGUAUCGUCGACGAUGAGGUUGGUUGACGUGCUGAUUUUUUGGCCUCGCGUUACGUGCUUCGUGUUGUUCAUAUGAGCUUGCACUUUUUUUUCCCGACACGCACGGUAUUCUGAUGUGUGCUGUUGUUGGAUCCACCACUCGAAUUAUUUACCCUUGCUUUCAUUUCAUCCCAUGUUUUCGUUCCUUUCCGGUGUUCAUAGUUCUGUUCAUUUCUUGUCACGACGAGUAUUCUUUAUUGCUUGAUCACAAUGUCGCAUACUUCUUCACGUUUGUUUUACUUUAGACUUGACCUUUUUCUCCACUCCUCGGACAUUAUCAUACACACAUAGAUUUUCCGUACGCUGUAACCUGACCACUCCUCUAUUUAUAAUACUCAGCGGCAACAUCUUUUUCAUUUCGUUCGACUCAUGAUUCCUCAUCUCCUUUUUUUUUCCCUACCACAGACUUUAUCCUAUCUAUUCGCAUUGGUAUCUUGUUUGUAUCGCUCACCCCUCAUAUUAUGUCCCUAGAUGACGUCGUAUACCCCACUCUUAGACUUGACAAUUAUGAACCACCGACCACUCUGCCUACU
This is a messenger RNA of Somion occarium, 3593 nucleotides long. The record is from the annotation of a GenBank genome assembly. NCBI's taxonomy places the organism in Eukaryota, Fungi, Basidiomycota, Agaricomycetes, Polyporales, Cerrenaceae.